GCUCCAAGGGCCGGAUUGUUCUUAACUUUCUGCUUGAGCACGACAUGGUGGCGGUGAACACGUACAAUCAGGCAAACCGGUCCGACACGUACACUUGUCACUACCAUUUGAAAUCGGAGCCUCGGCAAAUCGAUUUUGUCUUCGUGUCCAGGCAGAUCGCAGGAGUCUUGACGAUGGAGCCGGAGACCACCAAGGAGUUCGAGGACAAUGCCGUGCACGUCUUCACCGACGGGCACUGCCAGCGUUAUUCCAGCAAUACUGGUGAAUGCUCUGCGAUGGUCGAGGCGUGUCUGUUCCUCCUUUCCACUCGUGACUCGGCGAACCCAGGCAAUUACCAUUUCAUGGAGAAUGUCGGGACGAUCGUGUUCAAGGUGGACUCUUUGUACGUUGUCGGGAUUUUGACGGGUAAGUUCCAUGCGAAGGAACAUGUUGAACUCAUGUCUCUCAUGGAGCACUUGUGGAACAGAUUAUCGCGUGUAUUUGAUGUGAGGCUUCUUAAGGUGAAGUCGCACACUGGCAUCGCCAGGAACGAGGAGGCAGACAGGCUGGCAGCUUUCGCAGGGAAUCGCGACAACAUCGCGUCCUGGUGGCGUCGCCCAUACCGGCUUGCCGACUGGGGAGCGACAGAAUUUAGAUCACGCAUGGGGGCGGCGACGAACUUCGAGAAGCUCGCUGGCGAUGGCGCCACCAAUUUGACGGAGGUGAGAUCUGUUGGCUUCGUGAACGUUGUCCCCACCAUCGCCGAGUUCACCCAGGCAGUCUCCUCCGAGGCUCGCGUCCACGGUCGUGCGCCUCGGCAUGGCUGCCGCGACGCCGAGGCCAUCCAGCAGGCGAAGUGCGCACUCCAUGAGCUUCAACGGCGGCGGAGGAUGGAAUCUGAGCCAGUAUCCCGCGCACUCGUGGCAAACAUGGUGGUCAAGCAGAGGAGGCGCAUAGCAAGACUACAAUUCGAUGUGAAGAUGGCCGAGGCUAUCCAAGCAGCUCGCCCGGCCAAGCCAUUUCAGAAGACGGUGGUGCCGUUCUUUUGGGGACCUGGUACGUCCGACAUGGCAUUCAGCGACGAGGCAAAGGGGCAUUGGUUAAUAACGUAUUUUCACAAUCUUUACAACAACGAGCGCUCGCUCAAAGAAGAUAUGCCUCCUUGGUUGUCGCAGUCGUGGCACACGGACGCCUUGUCUUGUUUUCGGCCUCUUGACGGCAGCCUCGUGCGCAGAGUUGUGUAUCGAUUCAAGUUGAACAGGACGUGCGCAGAAGACCUGGUGGUCAUCGAGAUGAUCGCGUGCCUCGACGAGGACACGUUCGAGGUGUUGGCGGAUGUCUUUAGGCUCCGGCUGCUGAACCACGUAUCCGAGGCCGACGAGACAUCAUGGGAACGCGUCGUGGUGCAGUGUAUUCUGAAGAAGGAUGAACCCACCCACCCUUCCAAACUCCGGCCUAUUACUAUCAUCCCGGUCUUGAUGAAAGUGUACUUGGCGUGCAUUCUGGAGCUGGAGAACAAACACCUGGAGAAUCUGAGCGAGGUUCAGUUUGCGUUCCGUCCACACAGGCAGGCGUUGGAUGUGAUUUUCACGCUCCGGAACUUGAUCGAGAAACAUGUCGAGUGGCAGGACGUGGUGCCGCCCUUGAUCAUCUUCGACGGGGACCUCUUCAAGGCGUACGAUACGGUGAACCAUCUCCUCGGCGCGCAGCGUCUGGUCCGGAAGGGCUUUCAAAAUAUUACUGUUGCAGCUAUCUUCAGGGAGGCCCGCAAGUUGAAAUCCAAGGUCUGUGCAGGGGAUGUCUGCAGCAAGGACGUCGGGCGCACCCAGUCCUUGUGCCAGGGGGGGCCAGACGCCCCGAAAGUCUUCAAUUUGAUCUUCGACGUUGACUUGGCAGAGUUUCAGGCGGAGUGCGCGGAAAACAAAUGGGGCGUCAAAGUUGGAGGGGCUUUCUAUGGCAUCUUGUGUUUAGCAGACAAGUUUUGGAUCCUCGGAACAUCGCUCAAAAUGCUACAGGAUAUGGUGCAGUCGUUCUUGGGCAGACUAUGCCGGUCUGGAUGGUCAGUCCCUCUGGAGGAGUGUUCUUGGUGUACAACGGCUUCAGAUGGCAUCCCGAUGGCGCUGACCGUCAAUGGCCGCGACAUCAGGCGAGCAGCCCGGAGCGAAGGUUUCAAAACCCUAGGGGCCAUCGUCACUGUCGACAACUCGUUCGAGAAGGAGUUCGACAACAGGAUCUCUAAAGCGUGGGGGUGUUACUUCAAGUGCAGGGCUUUACUUGUGCACAAGUCGGGGUCCCUCAAGAAGAAGUUGCACCUGCUGGACAUGACCGUCAAGCUCGCGCUCCUAUGGCGGGCGGGCGCUUGGAUUCUGAACGUGCAUCAGGAGAGGGCCAUAUCUGGGGUGCAGCGUAAAAUGGUGCGCAGCAGGAAACCGUGGACCAGUACAUGCAUCGCUGUGAAGGCCUGGUUACACGAGCCAUGCAACAGUACAGCGUGGAAUCGUGGGUGCAAACUUGGAGAAAGCAGCAGUGCGAAUGGGCUGGGAAAUUGGUACGCCAAGGGCUACAGGAACCGGAUC
This is a messenger RNA of Prorocentrum cordatum, 2555 nucleotides long. The record is from the annotation of a GenBank genome assembly. NCBI's taxonomy places the organism in Eukaryota, Dinophyceae, Prorocentrales, Prorocentraceae.